Messenger RNA from Momordica charantia (bitter melon), 1429 nucleotides. RefSeq lists its product as uncharacterized. The record is from RefSeq and is a predicted model, not a curated record. NCBI's taxonomy places the organism in Eukaryota, Viridiplantae, Streptophyta, Magnoliopsida, Cucurbitales, Cucurbitaceae.
UUUCCUUCCAUCUUCCUUGGCUUCCGAGAAAUUUCAAAGAGAAACAAAUAUAAAAUUCUUCCCUUCGGAGCGAAGAGCAGAGAAAUUUCUUACAAACUACAAAGGCCACCGAUAACUGGGAGAAUCCAUUAACGGGUCGACAUGUGGGUUACAAUUCUUGGUGGACUCAUCGUUUAUGGCAUCUUCAGGCUCUUCUUCUCCGGCGAAGACGAUAUUAUGGAGGUCGAGACCUCCGAUUUCAAUGCUAUUUUCGCCGUCGCUAGUAGGUUUGAGAAGCUCUACAGUGGAAAGGCUUACAUCGGGCUUCGGAUUCCUGAUGCCGACACCGGUUCCCGGCAGAAUAUUGAUCUCGUAGUUGUUAACGAAGAGGAGGUAUUGGUGAUAUCUGUCAAGAACUUAAAAGGAUUUGUCUCCAUCAAUUCGGAUGGUUCCUGGGUUUGUGACGACGGACACAAGACAAAGACUCUUCCUGAUCCUGUUGAAGAGACCAAACAAUUGAUACCUGUUCUUGAGUCUUACCUUGAACAAAGAGGAGUGGGUCUUCCAGCGGGGUAUUUGUCAUGCAAAGUUGUACUUCCAAAUCCAAAAUUCCGCACAAUUGACUCGGGCAUAUUUCCUUCUGAGGUUAUUACCUAUGACCAGUGGAUGCAGCUGAAACCGGAACACAAAGGUUCCUUUUCUGGGUGGAUGAAAGGUGCAUUUCGUGGAAAGAAAGAGUUGCAGGAAGAACCUCUGAAUCAGAAGCUUAAAGCUAUCCUUAGCACCGCACCAAUGUGGGAUAAAUUGGAGCUCAAAGGGAAAUAUGUAUUAGGAGACUUUCUGGAAUUCAAGGGUAAGGACGAAGAUGUGGAGGAUUUGAGAGAGAUCAAACGAUCAAAAGUUAGUCAGAUGACUAUUCAGAAGACUAGCAUGCUUGGAUUUGCUCCUACAAGGCUUCAAGUACUGUAUGCUUCCCGCGAUUAUCGAAGUGGGGGCUCAACAUCAGAUUGGAAGGAAGUGAAUGUAAGAUCAAGCACAGAGAUUUUAUUUCAACCUCAGAAUUCCACAAAAACUCGUAAGUUCAAACUCUCUUCAGUUAUCUCCUUAACACUCAGUGCAUAGAUAGAUGGGCAUGCAGUAUCAGGUCAUCUCGGCAUGCAGUAUCAGGUCAUCUGCUUAUUAUAUCUAUGUAUCUCCACAAUGGGUUUCUGCUCUACUGAAGUUGGGUAUCACCAAUAGUUUCAAGGAUAGCUUAUGCUUCUAAGUUCUAAGUUAUGUUAUGAAGUGUUAGAAGAGAAGAAAAUAAAUAAAGGUGAUUUAUUGGUUAGAGAUUUAAUUAUUUCAGCCAGUUGUCUGACAUGCUUGAGAAGUGGAUUUUUGAAGGAUCUCUACUUUAAAAAUGGGUAAUAGUCAAGAGUUAUCUAGUAAUAAUUUGAUAUUUUUAGUUGCA